AUGAAUGCCUCUAUCAUUAACCGUCGCAGAAAUUUGGAAAAGUAUCACGUCCGUUGUUUUUUAUACAAAGAGCCACAUAAAUUGCACAAUUCUAAAACAAUGACUAGUUUGCAAGACUUCAAUAACUUAAUCACUCGUAUGCUGUUCCCUGAAAAUGAAGCAAGAAAAGAGGCAGAAAAACAGUAUGAGAAUAUUGAAUUAUUAACAAAGGCUCAGCUGUUAUUUCAAUUAUUUAUGGACCAAAAUGCUGGUGUUGAGACACGGUCAUUGUGUCUAGUAUUAAUGCGAAGAAUUUUGUCGAACAGAUGGGAUGAGUUAUGGCCUGCUUGGUCUAAAGAAAAUCAGCAGCAGUUUUGUGAGCAGCUUUUAAAAUCAGCUACUGAAGAGCAAAACGCCGUGCUUCGGAAACGUCUGACUGACGUCAUUGCUGAAGUUGCUCGAUCUACUAUUGAGACCGAAACAGGGCGCCAAAGCUGGUCAGGUGUUAUUCAGUUCUUGGAAUUAUGUGCUUCUUCAGAUGUUGCCAUGUUACGUGAAACAGGAAUGAUCUUACUGGAAAAUGUUCCAUCUAUUUUUGGAUGUGAUCAAGAUCGAUAUCUUCCUGGAAUUAAGCAAAUGUUCCAGUCAUCACUACUUUAUAGUAGCAAGGGAUCAGUUAGAACUGCUGCAGUACGUGCAUAUGUUGCUUUCAUGUGUGAAAAUGAAGAAGAUGACAGAGUUAUUAGAUCUCUUUCUGACCAAGUCCCUGCAGUUAUCCAGGUCUGUCAACACGUAGUAGCUACGGAAGAUGAUGAUGAUGUGCCGUUGCAGUGCUUGGGAGAUCUCGCAACAAGUGUCCCGAAAACUCUACAGCCACACCUAAAUGAUGUAUUUACACUCUGCACAUCGACAGUCGCAGAUACACAAAAGGAUGAUUCAUAUCGACACAGCGCUCUCGAAGUAAUGGUAUCGUUGUGUGAGAAUGCUACUGGUAUGGUCAAAAAGAAAGCAUCGUCCUUCAUUCCAGCAUUAUUAGAACAGUGUCUCGAUCUAAUGACUGAACUUGAUGAUGACACAGAAGAAUGGUUGAACUGCGAUAAUGCUGAUGAAGAUAGUGGAGAGGACAAUGCUGGUAUUGGAGAGUCAUCGUUGGAUCGUAUAUCGUGUAGUUUGGGAGGCAAAUUUGUGUUGAAUUCGUUUUUGCAUAUUGUUCCACGCAUGAUGCAAGAUGUUGAAAAUUGGAAAAAUCGACACGCUGCGAUUAUGGGGAUUUCUACUAUUGGAGAAGGAUGUAAACGUCAGAUGGAACCACUUAUCGAAGAAAUUGUUAACAAUGUUCUGCCAUUUUUAGGAGACUCUCAUCCGCGUGUACGUUAUGCAGCUUGUAAUGCUUUAGGACAAAUGUCAAGUGAUUUUUCACCAACACUUCAGAAGAAAUGUCAUGAAAAGGUUGUCAAUGGUUUAUGCACUCUUCUGAUCGAUCUGAACUGUCCGCGCGUUGCGGCUCAUGCUGGAGCUGCACUUGUCAACUUUAGCGAAGAUUGUCCAAAAAAUAUCAUUGCAGUUUAUCUUCCGCAAAUAAUGGAGAAAUUAGAAUUUGUUUUGGACCAUACUUUCAAACAGCUUCUGGAACGCGGCAAGAAACUUGUGUUGGAACAGGUCAUUACAACUAUAGCAUCGGUUGCAGAUGCUGCUCAAGAUCUGUUUAUUGCGUUUUACGACAGCUUAAUGCCUCCAUUGAAGUAUAUUUUACAAAAUUCAAAUGUUGAUGAACUGAAUACUCUUCGUGGUAAAACUAUCGAAUGUAUAUCUCUGAUCGGGUUAGCAGUAGGAAAAGAAAAGUUCGCCAAAGAUGCAAAUGAAAUUAUGCAGAUGUUAUUAGCCAAUCAAGCUCAAUUCGAGCAGAUUUCAGCAGAUGAUCCACAAAUAUCUUACAUGAUUAGUGCUUGGGCGCGGAUAUGUAAAAUUCUUGGGGAAGAAUUUGCUGCUUUUUUGCCGCUUGUGAUGCCUCCAGUAUUAAGGGCUGCAUCAAUUAAACCUGAUGUUACGCUGAUGAAUGACGAAGAUAUUGCUAAUCAGGAGGAGGAUCCAGAUUGGAACUUUGUUCCUCUGGGUGACCAGAAAAUGUUCGGCAUAAAAACAGCUGGAUUGGAAGAUAAAGCUACUGCUUGUGAAAUGCUUGUAUGUUAUGCUCGUGAACUUAAAUCGGCAUUCAGUCCUUAUAUUGAGCCAGUUACUCAACUAAUGCUUCCCCAUCUUAAGUUUAUGUUUCAUGAUGCUGUCCGUUCUGCAGCUGCCGAUAUUUUGCCAUGUUUACUGGAGUGUGCCCGCAGUAGAGGUGAUCAAUUCAGAAUGCAACUUUGGAAUGCUGUUAUAUCAGCAUACAAAGAGGCUAUCGAUGGAGAACAUGAUAAAGAGGUGCUAGCUGAUCAACUUCAUGGAGUAGCACAGUGUAUUGAGGAAUUGGGUCCAUCACUGAUUACUCAGGAGCAGUUGGAACUAAUCUUGGGUAUCGUCAAUCAGCAAAUGGUUGAAUAUACUGAACGGUGUAUAGAGCGUGGAAAACAUAAAGACGAAGAUGAUGAUGAAGAAGAUGCAGUAGAAGCGCUAAAGGAGGAGUUAGAAGAAGAAACAGGUGUACUAGCACGGAUUUCAGAUGUUAUCCAUUGUCUUUUCAAAGCAUAUGGCCAGAAUCUCAUGCCGUAUUUUGAAAAUUUAGCGGACUAUUUUAUCCCAUUGUUGGAUUCGCGAAGGUAUUACAGUGAAAGACAGUGGGCCAUUUGCAUAUUUGACGAUGUGAUUGAAUAUGGUGGUGAAGCAAGUAUUAAAUAUCACUCAUCGUUCUAUGGUCCUAUGCUUAAUGCUCUUUCUGACGAAUAUCCAGAAGUUCGUCAAAGUGCAGCAUAUGGAUUUGGAAUUAUGGGACAGCACGGUGGCAGUAAUUAUGCACAAGCAUGCGCAGGCGCUUUACCGCAUCUAGCAAAUAUGAUUUCAAGAGUUGACGCGAGAUCUACCGAGGAAGGAAAUGUAGCAACUGAGAAUGCUAUUAGUGCCGUUGCUAAAAUUCUUAAAUAUAAUUCAUCGAUGGUCGAUGUGAAUGCGGUCAUACCGACAUUUCUAAGCUGGCUUCCUACUUGGGAUGAUCCAGAGGAAGCGCCGCAUGUUUACGGGUAUUUUGCUGAUCUUAUUGAAAGUAAUAAUCCUUUGGUCUUGGGCGAAAACAAUUCCAAUCUUCCUCGAAUAUUAACCGUUAUUGUACAAGCCUUUGAAAAAGGAGCGUUUGAUGAUGACAUCGAUAAAAAUAAUGUCAAACAUCGUUUGAUCAACAUAUUGAAAUUCAUGCAGGCAGAUAAAAGUCUUUUUGAAGCUGUGGUUGGUGGUGCAGUCUUAACUGAGUCCCAAAUGACUACACUACAUCGAUUGCUAGCAUGA
Molecule: messenger RNA, 3411 nt
Organism: Brugia malayi
Lineage: Eukaryota; Metazoa; Nematoda; Chromadorea; Rhabditida; Onchocercidae
Gene: Bma-imb-3
Exons: 22
Coding region: 1-3411 (1136 amino acids)
Biological process (GO): protein import into nucleus
Cellular component (GO): cytoplasm; nucleus
Molecular function (GO): nuclear import signal receptor activity
Source: RefSeq, a predicted model, not a curated record